AUGGCAGCGGCCAGCGACAGCGCUGGGGCCGGCAAUGCCGGUGCCGACGCCACCGAUUUGCGGUGCAAUGGCGAUGUACGGCAGCUUACGUGGCUACAGCGCAUGACUCUGCUCCUGCGUACGGCGUCCAGUGGCAGCAUCCCCAACAUGCAGGUCCUGCUGUCCCAGAAGGCGCGCUUCCCUGCCCACUCCGCCACGCUCACCUUCGCAGCGGACGCGAGCCAUUUGGAGAUGUGCAUGUGGCUGCGGCAGCAGGGGUUGCCCUGGCCGCACAACAUUGCCUGCGCGGCCGCACAGCGAGGCGACUUGCGGCUGGUGCAGUGGGUGGUAGGCAGCGGCGGAAGCUGGGGACUGGGCACAUUGUGCGGAGCGGCGGAAGCAGGGCACCUGGACCUGUACCGCUGGCUGCUAGAGAAACUCCGCAAGCGGCGCGGGCCCAAGCCCAAGAUCAUCAUGGGCGUUUUGGAGGCGGUUGCGGAGGGGUGCGACCUGGCCACCUUGCAGGUGAUGUGGUUGGAGGCGCAGGGCCACAAUCGCAGCAAUAAGGCAGCGGAGCGGGUGGUGGAGAGAUAUCCCAUGACAGUUAAGGCUGUUCAGGCGGCGGCACGCGUCGGUAACCUGACUGCGUUACGGUACCUGCUCGGCCCCGGCGGCGGUGUACGACUGGACGUGCAUGUACGGGAGGGCGAGCUCGUGGACCUGGCGUGUGCGGCGGCGCUGGGCGGCAGCUUGGUUGCCCUUGAGCUGCUGCAGUCCCACGGCGUCCCCGUCACGAAAACCCGGGUGCUGAAGAUGGCUGUGCUGGGGGUUAAGCUGCCGGUCAUUAAGUGGCUGGUGGACAAAAUCAAAGCGUUGGGGGCCCCAGCCGCCGCAGCCGCCGCCGCUCACGACGGCGGCCCAGCGGCAGCGGCCGCCGCGGCGGCUGCAGGCCCGGCGCCGGACCUUCCAACCCAGACCGGCGACGUCCCUGUCACCACCGCGGACGCAGUACGACAGCAGCGGCCGCAGCUAUGUCCGGCACUGGCGGCAGCGUUCGUCAGCGGUGGCGUGGUGUUUCCGGAGCUGGCCAAGGAACUUGCCGUACUGGCCGUCAUGGGCUGCUGCCCGCUGAACCUGCCGCGGCUACCGCCACUGGCGGGAAAUCCGCUGCAACAGCCGCAGAGACCGCGGCAGUUGCCGCCAGCAGUUAAUGACCCAUGGGUCCCCCGGCUGGAGCUGCUGACGUGGCUGUACGAGCAGGGACUCUUGGAGCUGCACGCGGGGGUUUUCAAGCUAGCGGCGCAAUACGGCGAUUUGCGGGUGAUGACGUGGCUGUACGAGCGAUCAUGCCCAUGGGACGCCCGCACCUUUGCGGCGGCUGCGUACGCGGGCGGGGAGGUACAGCUGGAAUGGCUGGCACGACACGGAUGUCCCAUGGGGGAGGAUGGUGAGCCGUACAUCCGGGCAGCGGCCAUGACCGACCUCGCCACCUUGCGCCACCUGCGCCGCCUGGGGUGCCCCUGGAGUCCUUGCGGCCGUACAUUCACACAGGCUGCUCUGGCCAGCGGCCCCGGCAACGCGCACAUGUGUGUCGCGUCGCUUCAAGUGCUACUGGCGGUGGGUUGCCCCGUAGACUGGGCGGCUCUGCGGGCGGCGGUUCAGGACAAGGCCGGCGUCAGCAAGCAGCGGCGGCGGGUGCUUCAGGAGCUGCUGGCGCAGGAGCAGCGGCGGCGGUGGCGAGGGGGCUUGUGGCCGUGGCGGCAGCGGCGGCAGGGGGGGGAGGGGGGACAGAAUGGAGGAAGUGGAGCAGAUGAGGGUGGCAAUGUGGAUGGGGGUGCGGAUGGCGCCGCUGAAUGGGGAGGAAGAGGAGGCUGUGGGGAGGACGUUGUGGUGGGGGCGGCUGUGAUGGCGGGGCUGCGAGCCGCUGCUGCGCAAUUUUAG
Messenger RNA from Volvox carteri f. nagariensis, 1920 nucleotides. RefSeq lists its product as uncharacterized. The transcript is spliced from 7 exons. Gene Ontology annotation, cellular component: endoplasmic reticulum; cell periphery; membrane. Gene Ontology annotation, molecular function: glycerophospholipase activity. Gene Ontology annotation, biological process: ceramide biosynthetic process; sphingolipid catabolic process. The record is from RefSeq and is a predicted model, not a curated record. NCBI's taxonomy places the organism in Eukaryota, Viridiplantae, Chlorophyta, Chlorophyceae, Chlamydomonadales, Volvocaceae. The coding region runs from base 1 to 1920 and encodes 639 amino acids.